AUGAGCUUCUGCAUGUGGAAAGAUUUGAAUGAACUUGAAGAGCUGCAGAGGAAAGAAAGGAGAUGUGUGGAGAUUUUAAAAGAGCAAACGGCCAAAGUUUUCCAAGCUCAUCGUUUGCAUCAUCUUCUCAGUACAAAGCAGUGCCCAGGGGUCUUUAACUCUCCAUUCAGACAAGCCCCCCAUGAGAUGGAGCUGCUGCUGAGGCAGGUCAAGUACCAGGCCCCCGCCAGGCUCACCCCCAGGGACAGGGUUUUUCUGUUGGGCACGCCUGGCCCAGCAGCCCCCAAUUUUCCUGAGACCCUUGGAUCCCCAUGGAUUAAAAGCAAAUGUUCAGAAAGCUCCUCAAGACCCAUACUGCCCCCCAUUGUCGGCAAGAAACCACAGGGUUUGCUCAGAGAGCCAGGACAAGUGUGGGAGCAACGCAUCUAUUGCCCUAAACUGUCUUCGCACCUUCAGACCUCAUAUACACUCCUGGAGAAUGUGCAGAAUGACCUGCGUCAACACAACAGCAGUGCGUUUACAAAGCCUAUUUAUGCCAACAAGACAGCAACUGAUAAGUACAGCAACUGA
Messenger RNA from Knipowitschia caucasica, 570 nucleotides. The record is from the annotation of a GenBank genome assembly. NCBI's taxonomy places the organism in Eukaryota, Metazoa, Chordata, Actinopteri, Gobiiformes, Gobiidae.